Molecule: messenger RNA, 3308 nt
Organism: Coregonus clupeaformis (lake whitefish)
Lineage: Eukaryota; Metazoa; Chordata; Actinopteri; Salmoniformes; Salmonidae
Product: F-BAR and double SH3 domains protein 2-like
Exons: 20
Coding region: 521-2950 (809 amino acids)
Biological process (GO): neuromuscular synaptic transmission; regulation of actin filament polymerization
Cellular component (GO): neuromuscular junction; recycling endosome
Molecular function (GO): protein binding
Source: RefSeq, a predicted model, not a curated record
AGCAGCAACGGCGUAUUGUCACGACGAAGGGGCGUUAGUUUCACGUAAAACAACCAUUCAUUUCUUAUUUUGAACCCAUAUUACAAGAGAUUCCGAUUCGGAUUUUGUUGAUAGUGGUUUAAGAAAGGACUGUUAUAGAGCUAUGUAGAAAAUAAAGAAAGGAACGUUUCCGGCGCUGUUUGGAUUUGCCUUUACCUUCCAUCGCCUAAGGGUGGCGCAGAUGUGCCAUUUCGCGGAGAAGCCUCCACACCUCUGGCCUCCUCCAUUGGUUUUGUCAUCUUUUUCCAGUCCCCGUCUGUGUCUGGACCCCGCAGUGUUCUCCUAAGGUCUGUUCGUGUAGAGUUGGUUUAGCCAUCGUUCGCUUUAAUUCUAUCAUGUCCGCCAGAGUCCAAAUCUGACUGAUCUUUUAACCCUUCACUCGUUCUUGGGGGUUUGAAGGAAUUAUCCACCCCCCUUGGAUUUCUUUGGAAUAAACAUAGCUAUUUCUUAAGGAAUACACCAUUCAUGUCAAUGCUUCAACAUGCAGCCCCCGCCGAGAAAGGUAAAAGUGACUCAGGAGCUGAAGAAUACUCACAUAGAGCAGAUGACCAGACUGCACCUCAAACAUCAGACAGAAUGUGACCUGCUGGAGGACAUGAGGACAUACAGUCUGAAGAAGGGCCAGUUGGAGAGGGACUAUGCCCAGGCUCUGCAGAAGCUGGCCAGUCAGUACCUGAAGAGGGAUUGGCCAGGCAUCAAACCAGACGACCAACGCACAGACUACAGGAAUGUGUAUGCGGUGUGGAGGUCCUAUCUGGAGGGGACAGUACAGGUGACUCAGUCUCGCAUCAACGUUUGUGACAACUACAAGAAUGAGAUCUCAGACCCUGCUAAAACUGUACGGCUAUACAAGGAACAGCAGCUCAAAAAGAGUAUAGAACAGUUGAAUCGUAUCCAGGUGGAGCUGCAGGACUCGGUGAAGGACCUGGCCAAAGCCAAGAAGAAAUACUACGACUCAGAACAGGUGGCUCAGGCCGUUCGAGAGAAGGCUGACAUCGAGGCCAAGUCAAAGCUGGGUCUGUUUCAGUCCAGGAUUAGUUUACAGAAAGCCAGCGUUAAGUUGAAAGCCAAGAGGAGUGACUGUAACUCUAAAGCAACCCAUGCCAGGAAUGACUACCUGUUAACCCUGGCAGCAGCCAACGCUCACCAUGACCGCUACUAUCACACAGACCUGCUGCACUGUAUACAGGAGUUGGAUGGAGGGAUAUAUGUCCACGUGAAGGACUAUCUAAUCUCUAUCUGUCGGACAGAGCUGGAGGCCUUUCAGGCCAUUCACAACACCUUCCAGUUCCUACUGGACAAAUCCAACCGGGUGAGACAGGGUGUGUGUGUGUGUUUGUGUAUAUGUGUGUGUGUGUGUGUGUGUGUGUGUGUGCGCAUGCGUAACCCUGUAUAUCUCUGUCUCUCUCAGGUGAUGCAGGAGUUUAACCAGCAGCUCUUCAUGCAGGAGAACCCUGUGCUUCAUAAAGCACAAGACUUCCAGUUCCAACCCAGCGACUGCGACACUACUCUGAGCUCGGUGCAGAAGUUGGUGGACAUUGAGCCUUCGCCCGUCAGUGUAAUGAGAAUGACCCUGGCACAGAGUCGUAAGUUGGAGUCAGACACUGGGAGCCAGGCAGAGGAGCACAGUCUGAACAAGGAGGCCAGGAAGUGGGCAACCAGAAUGGCCCGAGAACACAAGAACAUCGUCCACUACAAGAGAUACCUGGAGGAGUGUGAGACACUGGGAGUCCCUCAAACAGAGCAGGGCCGGCUUGAUCUGGAGCUGAAGAUGGAGGAUACCAAAGAGAACAUCCGCAAGGCAGAGACAGUAAAGCUGAAGGCAGAGGCUCGUCUGGACCUGCUGAGACAGGUGGGUGUUGCCGUGGAUACCUGGCUGAAGAGCGCCAUGAACCAGGUGAUGGAGGAGCUGGAGAAUGAGCGCUGGGCUACAGUAAACUACACUACCCACGAUCCCUCACUCUCGGGCCCGGUUGACCUGGAGCGGUCGGAGGGGGAGGAGUGUGAGGAGAACAUGGAGGUGUUUGAUGACAGCAGCUCCAGCCCCUCGGGGACCCUCAGGAACUACCCACUCACCUGCAAAGUCCUCUACUCAUACAAGGCGUCUCAGCCAGAUGAGUUGAGUAUAGAGGAGCAUGAGAUGUUGGAGGUCAUAGAGGAUGGAGACAUGGAGGACUGGGUCAAGGCGAGGAAUAAGAGGGGGCUGAUUGGCUACGUACCAGAGAAGUAUCUUCAGUUCCCCACCUCUAACAGCCUACUGAGCAUGCUCCAGUCUCUAGCUGCUCUGGACGCACGCUCACACACCUCCUCCAACUCCACCGAGCCAGAGAUACACACAGGCAGCAUCAACGGAGACGCCAGCUUGAGUUUUGUGCGAGCGCUGUAUGACUACGCGGGCCAGGCGGAUGAGGAGCUGUCCUUCCCAGAGGGGGCUGUCAUCCGUCUGCUCAACAGAGACACCCAAACGGACGAUGGCUUCUGGGAGGGAGAGUUUAACGGACGGGUGGGAGUCUUUCCUUCUGUACUGGUGGAGGACCUGAUGGAGAACGGAGCACACACACUGAUCUCUCCAUCUUCGAGGCUGCCCUCCUCCCUGCCACCCCUCCCUCUGUAUGACCAGCCCCCCUGCAGCCCCUACGCCACCCCAGACACCCCCACCCCUCCGCCCCUCCCUCGAUCACCCUCUGUCAACGGGGAACACAAGCCACCUCCCACAAUGCACAAGGGACCCACUCACAAUCAUAGUUCAGCUCUGAGUCCAGUGUCUCCAGAGUUCCCCCAGCCCCCCCGGUUCACUCCCGAUGGAGGCCCCAGCAAACUACGACCUGUACGUGCAGCCCCCCCGCCCCCUAAGCAGAAACCUCGCAAAAAGGCAGAGAAGACUGAGGAGGUGGAGAUCACACUGGUGUGACAGACAGAGGGACAGAUGCAGACCUGGAUGACUGACCUUUGACCUGGGCUUCACCUCUAACCUUUGAACCAUAGAACUCCCCCCCUUCACUCCCCCCUACCUCCCUCCACUGGGAAGAACUCCCCCUUCACUCCCCCCUACCUCCCUCCACUGGGAAGAACUCCCCCUUCACUCCCCCCUACCUCCCUCCACUGGGAAGAACUCCCCCUUCACUCCCCCCUAUCUCCCUCCACUGGGAAGAACUCCCCCUUCACUCCCCCCUAUCUCCCUCCACUGGGAAGAACUCCCCCCUACCUCCCUCCACUGGGAAGAACUACCCCUUCACUCCCCCCUACCUCCCUCCACUGGGAAGAACUCC